Orbicella faveolata is the source of this 1042-nucleotide messenger RNA. RefSeq lists its product as uncharacterized. The record is from RefSeq and is a predicted model, not a curated record. NCBI's taxonomy places the organism in Eukaryota, Metazoa, Cnidaria, Anthozoa, Scleractinia, Merulinidae.
UUUCAGCCUAAUGAAAAAGGCUAAUGCGCUAUCUUUAUCACGUUUUACAGGUGAAUAAGCUCACUACUACGACGGAAACAAAUCUCAAUAUUUUGGACAACAAAAUUGAUGCCAAAACGGCCGAGCUUCUAGCAAUAAUUCAGAUUGUCAAUCAAACCAUUAUACCGGGUCCUCCAGGACCCCAGGGGCCACCCGGAGAAAAAGGCCCCCAGGGAGACAAGGGAGAGCAAGGGGAAAAAGGACCCAAAGGAUCACCAGGCCCAAAAGGAAUAAACGGGUCAAUGGGCCCUAUUGGUCCCAAGGGAUCCCCUGGAGUCAAAGGUGAAAAGGGUGACAGCAUCACCUUAAAAGGUUGCAGACACCAGAGAAAAGUCAGCGAUCUAACUCGAGGAAACAACCCUAAAACUGUUUCCCUGAAGGCACCUUCCCAGGGAUAUGUGAUAGUAGGCGUCACAUGUGCAGCAGAUACAGGCGGUGUCGCCCAACUUUUCUAUCUAAAAACCGAUACCUCUUACAAGUGUGUCUGCACGUUUGCUCCACGAUGCGUAAAACCAGCUGGGAGAAAACGGCGGGACGUCGAAAAGGAGGAAAACAGAAAUCUAUCACAGGAGUAUGAUGACAGCAAGCAUAGAGGCAGGUAUUCACAGGAAAAGCCAAAGGCCUGUUAUCUCCAUUACUGGGAAUGCCCCGCCCCUUGAGGCGUCACGAAAUUCAAGCACACCAAUCUGACUGUUUUAGUUGUAAGUUAGAUGCUUCUGGUGGAAGCUAUGAAACGCGAUUUACGUGUCAAUGUUUUUGGUUUUGCUUUCAAGAAGUGUGCAUGGUUUAAUUCAAACUUUGCGUUUUGCUUUGAAACCAUGGCUGAUUUUAUGUGAUUUGUCCCUAAUCGACUUUGCAAGAAAAUUGUUAKACAAUGUUUUUUUUUUCCAUAAGAAGAUCAUGAACAAGAGCCGUAACUUGUCCAUUUGUUUUGACUCUUUUAGAAUGCUGGUGUGUAGCUGACAAAAAAAAAAGGCAUCUUAAUAAAGCUUAUUGAAGAGAA